Messenger RNA from Ambispora leptoticha, 164 nucleotides. Lineage: Eukaryota; Fungi; Glomeromycota; Glomeromycetes; Archaeosporales; Ambisporaceae. The record is from the annotation of a GenBank genome assembly.
CUAUAUCAAAAGCUAAAUCUAAAAAUCGCCAUAUUGGUGCUGGUUUAAACCCUUUAUAUCCAGAUGUUGAAGAAGAAUUAAAUAAAUGGAUUGAAAUGUUAUGCCAAGAUGGAAUUGCUAUUACAACAUAUAUGCAUCUUAUAAAUGGCUCUAUAGCUUUAUGA